GUUGUGUUAAGGGAAUAAGUGGUGAAGGGAAAAAAAAGACCACCUUGUGAUAACCGCGGUGUUCAGGGGACUUCUAACCGAGGAUAGGGGACUCUUUUCCUUUCUUCAUGUCGAAGUUUCCCUUCUUCAUAUCUAUCAUGAUGUUGCAAUUGGUCCUGUUCCUGCCCGUGCUCUGCUCAGCCCAGCGUUCAGAGCCCAUGUUCUCGGCCGUGACCAAGACCGUGCUUCCCCCUGACUACGACAACAACCCCACCCAGCUCAACUACGGUGUAGCGGUCACAGACGUGGAUGGCGACGGAGAUCUGGAGAUAUUUGUUGCAGGUUACAAUGGUCCUAACCUGGUGCUGAAGUAUGACAAGCAGAGAAAAAGAUUGGUCAACAUCGCCGUAGACAACCGCAACUCCCCGUUCUACGCCUUGAGAGACCGCCAAGGCAACGCCAUUGGGGUAACAGCGUGUGACAUUGAUGGUGACGGUCGGGAGGAGAUUUAUGUACUCAACACCAAUAACGCCUUUUCUGGACGGGCGACAUACUCGGACAAACUGUUCAAGUUCCGUAAUGGACGCUUUGAGGAUUUGCUGAGUGAUGACAUUAAUGAACACAGAGAUGUAGCCAACCGUAUGGCUGGAAGAUCAGUCGCCUGUGUGGACAGAAAGGGUACGGGUCGUUAUGCUAUCUACAUAGCAAACUACGCCAGCGGAAACGUGGGCCCACAUGCACUUAUAGAGAUGGACGAUGCCGCGAGUGACCUCUCGCAAGGCGUCAUCGCCCUCUCCAACGUGGCAGAGCAGUCUGGAGUCAACAAGUUCACUGGGGGCCGAGGUGUGGUGGUGGGACCCAUCGUGAGCCAGACCUUCUCUGAUGUAUUUUGCGACAAUGAGUAUGGACCGAACUUCCUGUUUCGGAACAACGGAGAUGGAACUUUUACUGAUGUGGCGCAGCAGGCCGGGGUGGAGGACCCCAUGCAGCACGGUAGAGGUGUAGCACUUGCAGACUUCAACCGUGACGGGAAGACCGACAUUGUGUACGGCAACUGGAACGGACCUCAUCGUCUUUACAUGCAACUUAACAACCGGAAGCAGAAGUUCAAGGACAUUGCCUCGCAGAAGUUUUCUAUGCCAUCCCCAGUCCGCACGGUUAUUGCAGCCGACUUUGACAACGAUAAUGAACUGGAGGUUUUCUUCAAUAACAUCGCCUACAGGGGGCCCUCGGCCAAUAGACUGUUUAGGGUGAGCAGGAGAGAGCAUGCAGACCCACAGAUCGAGGAGCUGAACGUUGGUGAGGCGUCUGAGCCAGAGGGGCGAGGAACCGGAGCUGUAGCUACAGACUUUGAUGGAGAUGGCCGUCUGGAACUGCUGGUGUCUCAUGGUGAAAGUGCAGCGCAACCACUGUCUGUCUACAAAGUCAACUUGGGAACCAACAACGCAUGGCUGCGUGUGAUUCCCCGCACCAAGUUUGGUGCUUUUGCCAGAGGAGCUAAAGUGGUGGUGUACACCAAGAAGAGUGGACCCCAUACACGCAUCAUUGAUGGAGGUUCAGGAUACCUCUGUGAGAUGGAGCCUGUUGCACACUUUGGCCUUGGUAAGGACGUGGCCACAAAUGUGGAGGUGUACUGGCCAGAUGGUCGCUCCAUCGCUCGACCCUUGGAACCAUCAGAGAUCAACUCUGUGCUGGAGAUCCACUAUCCGAGAGACGAAGAGGAAAUCACGCCCACUGUGGAAAUAGAGUGCGGUCACGGCUUUGCUCUUAAUGAAAACGGCCGCUGCAUCGAUAAAGAUGAGUGUACCCACUUUCCCUCUGUGUGUCCCUCCGACCGUCCUGUGUGCACCAACACCUACGGCAGUUUUAAAUGCCGUGCCAAGAAGAGAUGCAACCAGGGCUUUGAGCCCAACUAUGAUGGGUCCGCAUGCGUGGCCCAAGUGGCUUACUUUGGGAAGACACGGUCUUCUGCAGAAUGCACAUGGUCAGCUUGUUCUUUCUGGCUGUCACCCAUCGGCAUGCUUCUUCUCAUCUCUAACCAUCUCCAGAGUGGACUACUGUAGCCGCCUCCCUCCCUCGACUCAGCUCUUGUCGUUUUAACAAGGAUGUAUAGAAACUAUCUAUCCUCUUUCUCGUCAUCCUAAAACUUUCUAUGGAUCAGUGGUAUUGCUCGUGUACAGCUGUUUCCACCUCUGGACUAUACAGGUACUUUGCAGGGAGCAUGCUAGAACUAACUCUGUUAGACUCGCAAAGCCCUCACGUCAUCACCUGGCAUUUAUCUCAGCUGGAUUUGAACCGAGUCCAAGUCAAUAAGCGGAGGCCGCAGUGGGGAACUCGCUGCUCGGAACCGACUGGUUCCACCAGCCGCUUUCAUUAGGGACACGCCGAGGUCGCCAUCUGUAUGUGCACAAUGCCACUCUCAUUCUAUGUUCGGGCUUACCGGGAUGCUGAGAAACACCAGGUCUCCAAGCUACAAGUUGUGUGUGUGUGUGUGUGUGUGUGUGUGUGCUAGGGAACAUAUGCCAGGCCAUCUGCCUGAGGCGGUGGUGGCUAACAUUUUGUUAACUAUUAAUAAUUCUACAGCACAGUAAAGAAGACAUGUUUUGUGAGCAAGCACAAGAAGACAUUUAGUUUUAAUUACUGGAAUCUGCAUGACAUCACUCCAACUUACUGUUGUAGGAAAUCAGACAAAUUGUUCAGUACGACGUUGCAUUCGUUUGAAAUCCAAAACAUGGUGUGAUGAAAACACAAUAUUUUGGCUCAAAAGCAUGAAAUGCUACUUUUUGCCGAGUGGUUAGGGUGUGAAGAUUAUGGUGAGGGAACAUUAUUUUCAUUAAAAUAAUCCAUGAAUCCCAAAAUACUUAGUACUUAGUGUUUUCCAUACAUUCAUGUGUUCCGCCACGAAUAGAUUUGGUGCUCACAAACACAUUAGAAUGCAAGGAAUAAUAACAUGGAGCAGGACGGAUUGAUGUCGCAAACAAAAGGACUUUGUUGCUAUAUUUAGCGAGUAACCAUACCACUCUAGAUGUGUUUUUUCCACAUAAAAUUAGCGACUAGCGAUAAAUCUAGAGAAGAGUCUUUGGGAGUCUGCUGCGUGUCCCCAUCCCCAUCUAAAAAAGUUCAUUUGGAGUUGUAAAAAUGUCUGUGUUUUAUUCACUUUUUGCAAAUGCGUCAUGGCUAAAUAUGCAAAUUCAAUAUCACACCAUUACGUUAACCCGUGACCGCACCCCAUCGCCACAGAUAGAUCACAGCCCUGUAGGAAACACUAACUUAAUGUACUUACAAAAAAUCCAACACAUUUCUCAUUAAAACAUGCUCCAGGCUUCUAUCACAUUCACCACAGUUCAUUAUUUCAUUACAAUGUAUUAUCCAAACCUCCCUGCUGAUAAAGUUAUUCAGUGAACACCAUAUUAUAGAGAAAUUAGAUUCAAGUAGGAAGGAGAAUGUGAAGCUUUUAUUAAGCAACAUCCUGUCCCUGGAAUAUAAUAUUUUCCUCUUGGUAAUCAAAUGAAACCAAAGAGAGCAUUUAAUGCAACUCUGGUGAUUUCCCUGCCCAUUUCACAAAAGGUCAUGGCGACAGCGUAAAGAGAGCGGUUAACUCCUAUAGUUGUUAAAAAAUAGUUUAACAGAUACCCAUAGGGCUGUUUAAAAAAAAAUAAAUAUGCAAACUCACUGAAAAACAGUAAUACAUAUAAGGUUUUGUGCUUCAAAGUACAAUAUGAACCAACUCAUACUGUUACUUUAAACUCAGAGUUGUCAUCAUAUCACAAGAAUAAAGUCAAAAUUCAUGAGAAUAAAAUUGAAAUAAUUGUAAAUUGUAUAUACUGUAUAUAUAUUAAUACAAAAGUGAGCAAAACUGUGUUUAUUGUAAGGAGAAAAAGAUGACAAAGCAACAUUUUUAUUGAAAUAAAUGAUUUUCCCUCUCAAACAUUGCAUGUAAAUUUGGUAGUUUAACAAUAGAAAAGUCAUUCUUCGCUAUCCUCUUCCUCCUCCUGGCAACUAAAACCACUAAAGUCUUCUUCAGCAUCACAAUUGAACAGCUUCAUAAUUCCUUGAUCACACACUUCAUCAGUCAGUCCCGAGUAAUCUAAACAGAAACUGGAGUAACCUUACCCUUGAUCAAACUUACUUAAUAUGUAUCAGAUCGGUGCAUAAGACUUCAAAAUGUGACAUUAGAAUCCACUUCACUUUUUCCUGAAGCUGCACUCUAAGCAUCAUGGGACAUGUAGUUCUUUUAGCUAAAAAUGAGCUGCAUCACUGUGCAAGCCGCAGGGUUCGAAGCUUGAGGAAAAAAGUAGCAGCUGAUAAAAUGUGUUUAGAGGUUGCAGAAUUAGUGAUAUGUUCACUGGUUUACUUUUUUUUUUAAAUUUAGAUAGCGACAGCAGGGUGAGCAAGUGAACAAGUUAGUUCCAAUUCAGUAAAAAACUUGGGAGUUUUGACCGACUCUCUAAAAUAACGGCAAUUUACAUUUGCAGCAAUGCAAACAAAGGAAAAUUAAAUAUUUCCCCUUUUUUUUUCAUAAAAAUUUACUUUAAAACACUACAUGAGCACAGAUUUUUAGGCGCCAAAUGUAAAAGACACAUUUUUCCAUUUCCAAAGUCAUGUCUGCAUGAUUACCUAAACAGUUUUACAAACUGACGAUAUUCUGGCUCCAACUAUGGCCCAAAGCAAUAUAUUUCACAAGCUGCAGACAGCGUGAAAUUCCCAAAUUAUUCACUUGCUCUCAUCCAAUUUGACUGACUUUACCAUCACUGCAACUUCAUCACGCAGGUUGUAGUGAAGUCAUCUUUGUGUGAUUCAUGGACAUAUCGUAUACUAUAUUUUGUACAUCCUGUUCAAAAAUUGAGUCGUCAUGACAACAAUCCAUUUAUGUGUUGGACACAUCUGUAAAUACAAAACUCACAUUUGCUGCCUCAGAUGUUUUUAAUGACGGAUAAACAGCAUUGAAACAAUUAAAGUCAAAACACUGAGGAUCUCUGUCGGACCGACCAGUAAUGGUGUCAUGCUGACUUUGUGAGCCAAAGAGCCGUCGGCGAGCAAGAGAGCGUGAACAGCUGCAGGCAGGCCCGACAAGACGGGAUCUGAUAAAGUCCAAUAUUUUCGAUUUUUUUUUUUUACUCAGGUUUAUUGCAAAGAUUCAACUUGCAUGAAACAACAAAGAUCACCAAUGUGCAUGUUCUUAAAAAUGUUCCUCCUAAUCCCACAGUCCUUAUUAUUUAUCAUCAAAGCAUGAAAAGAGUUUGUAUAUUUUCCUAAAAAAUACGCCAAAGUGGGAUGACAUUUUAGAAUGUUAUGAACAGAUCAUUCUUUGUUCGACUUAAUGCAAUAUUCAUCUUCCUGCUCAUUAUUCACCGGAUAAAACUGUCCCGUCGGAAAACAUGGCAGAGGUUACCGACUGUCGGAGGAUUGUUCAACGUAUGAGCUAAUUCCCAAGAAAAAAGGGAAAAAAUGACAGCGACGGAUAUCUCUGCUCGGCUACUUUAUCUGGAAGAAGGAUUACGUCGCUUUUUGGAAAGAGUGGAAGUGCACGAUGACAGAAAGACAUCAGUGAAUACAAUAACAGAACUGUGAUAAAGUUUGGCUCAAGAGGACUGAAAAAUGGUGUCAUUGAAUGAUGUCUUGGCUACAAGAGGAUGCUCUGUGUGUGUGUGUGUGUGUGUGUGUGUCUGUCCCAGCUGUGUUUUCCAGUGCUGUAGCAAAAUAAGGCACACAACACAGGAACACAACAUGCAUGCUUUUAAUCACAAAUCUCUCCUACAAGCACACAAUGUCUACAUUGAACUUUUGGUGUUGAUGCAAGACAGAACAGUUAUGGUAAGUUACAAUAUUGUUGACAGGAAAUAACCAAAAGUGGAUUUGUUAAAGAAUAAAUGGGCUGAAAUGAGCCUGAGCUAUCGAAAUCUAUCGAAAUCAGUGGUGUCAUUGGGGCACUUUUUAUUUAUUUUUUUAUUUAUUUAUGGGCCUUGGCUGCUUAUUAUUGGUCCUCGGCACAUUGUAAAACAACUACAAUUAAAGAAGAAAGCUAAAAAAAACCCAGCAAAAAUCCAUAAAAGGGCAUUAAUUAAGGAGAAUAAAGUCAUAAUAUGAAGCGGAAAUAUAAAGUAUUGAAGAUUUUUUUUCACAGUCUUAAUAUUAUGAGAAACAAAGAAUGAAAUUGCAAUUUUAGGAAAUUUAGGUUGGGUAAAAUAUUAUUGUAUGUAUAAGAUAUUAUUAUUAUAUUAUUAUUAUUCCAAUGCUGAAGUUAAAACAUGAGAAUAAAGACAUAAUAUAAAAAAGGUGGGAAAAAUAAAUAAUAGUAAAAUUAAAAAAAUAAUUGUAAAAAAUUGUAAAAAAUAAAAUUGAAAACAAAUUAUCAAAGACAAAAGUUUAACAUGAGGAGACAUCUUAAGUCAUACUAAAAAUAUGCUUUGAUGCAGGCUGUUUUUUCUUGAAAUAUAAAAAUGUCUUUGCUUUGUAUGCAGCCCUAAGUUAAAAACCAAACACAAACAGUUAUUGACACAACAUCAGAAAAGAGAAAAAAAUGUUUUCCAGUCAAAGCUUUUGUGUGUGAAUAUCUUGUUUUGCCUGAAACACAAAGAUAAUAGGUCUACUUUCAUGGAUGACUAAGGAAAUUUUAAAAAUAUUCUCAGUUGAGAAGUUGAAAUUAGAGGAUAUUUACAUUUUUUUUAAAUAAAAUAUAUAUUUUUUAAUAACCUGCUGUUUGUCUAUACUGUAUUUGUCCUGUGAUUGACAGGUGAACAAUCCCACCUCUUGCCUAAGGCCUACCUUGAAAAGAGAUUUAAUAUAUAAUAAUGAUAUGAUAAUCAUAAUUGCAUCAGCUCAUCUCAAGUCAUUUUAUUACAUUCCAUCCUGUCUGAAUGAACAUAAUUAAAGCAAUCCAAGCAGAGUUAACAUCUGUAAUUACAUUCCAUGUAAAUCUUAUUCGGGAUAGAUACAUUGGUAAUUUUAAAAAGCUGGUUAUUUUGCUCCUGAUAUAAUUGUAAUACAAUCCAUGAACCUUCAUUGCCGUCAUGCCGGGCCUUCUUCUCGCUGUCACAUUGGUGCACCAUCCCCAUUUAUUUGUCUUGAGUAAAAAUGCAACACAAUAACUUUGGUGUCACUUUGAAAACAGUUGAUUGGCGCUGAUGUUCUAAGUGGAACCACGCUCUUCCAACUUGAAAAAAGCCGGGGUAGGUCAACACAGGGGCUGUCUGUCAGGUUGAGGUUAAAUAGGUUUUCAUGCCAAUGUUAACAGGCAGGGCAUAAGAGGGUGAAAUAAGUACAAUAAAUAAUCAUAAGCUGGCAGAUCAAACCCGUGGGUUCCACUAGGGUGGGGUUCAAUGCUGGAAUUUCAAAAUAUGUUCUAUGUGCACACAAUUCGGCCCACAAGCUAUAAAGUAGGCUUGGAGUUUUGUCCCCCUGUGCAAUUGAGUUGGGCACCCCUGUUGCAGACAGUCACAUUUGUGUUUUUUAGUCCAGAACAUUUGACAGUGAGGCUGGGUGAACAGUUUCAUUCUGACAAAAAUGUCAAAAAGACAAAAGAAAUUAAUAUUUCCAAUAAACAAAACCAUUGUGGACCGUCAUAUUUGUAUUUGUUUGCCCUUCAGUUAGCUAGCAGGGUUGAGCGGACUGUACCAUAUUUGAUUCUGAGGUGAAUGAAAUUAAAAUGGCAAACAUUGAAAUUAAAAAGGUCAUAUUUGUGUGGUUCCUGAAUGACAACGUUUUUUUGUAAUUUUUUUUAAAUGAAAAUGUACAUCCUGAUUUAGAGCUUGUCCACACAUUACUUUAUGUAAAUGUCAUCUACGUCCGUCAUCUAACUGUGGAUGACGCUACCACCUUUACACCGGUUCAUACAUACAAUCUAUCGACGCGGUAACACAACGACGGUGUGUUCAUCAGUUCAUCCAUAAAAUACAUUUUUUUGCUACAAAAACAUAAACAUUCAAACUUACCAUUGGCAUGUUCGCGGUAGUAGAGUCAAAAAAAAAUCCACGUCAGCAGACCCUUAUUAGGACUUCCUCAGCCGCGCACUUCUGUGACGUCACUACCGGAAGCGAUUGGAUUUGUUUUAAAAAAUUAUUUAACGGCAAAAUAUAAGUUUAUUGGUGUUGUACCAAUGAUAUUUGGUUGUAUAUGUUUUCUUUACAUUUUUGUAAAGUGUAUUUUACUAAUUUGUUAUUUUUGUUAAUUGAUUUGUGUGCCUGGUGGGAAGACAGGAAAUAUAUGAGGAGGAUUUGCCAACCACCUGUAAAGCAGGUUGCAAGGUGGGAUAGUAAAACACAGAAAAACUACAAGUAAAACUACAAGUACAAAAAAUGUUCAUUACUAUUUUUUGCACUUUUUGUCCACAUUUCUGUACACCCUGGAAAUGGAUCUGGAAAGCACA
Doryrhamphus excisus (bluestripe pipefish) is the source of this 8344-nucleotide messenger RNA. Its product is annotated as cartilage acidic protein 1. The record is from RefSeq and is a predicted model, not a curated record. Gene Ontology annotation, biological process: axonal fasciculation. NCBI's taxonomy places the organism in Eukaryota, Metazoa, Chordata, Actinopteri, Syngnathiformes, Syngnathidae. Gene Ontology annotation, molecular function: calcium ion binding.